GGGGGUCUCAAACUUGGACGAAAACCAGACCCUCAGUCUUCCCCCAAGUCCCAAAUCAAACGCCUCUCUCUCUCUCUCUCCCCCUCUAUCUCUACAAUUCCAUCCCCGAGCCCGGCCCAUCAGCCGUAGACGUUUUCCAGCCGUGGCUCCAUCUGGCCUCUCUCGGAGAAAGCACUCUUCUUCUUCGCCUAAUAAUCAGACUGUAAUUUCUGCCCCGACCCGAAUAGUAUACAGAGAAGCCCUAAACCACCCAUCUUCAGAAUCGGACCUCAACCUUCCGUUUUGGCAACAGACCUGGUUCAUUGUCCUUCUCUUCCUCAUGGCCUUCUCUUUCUUCGCUCUCGCCGUUUUUCUCUUCCUUACCCUUGACCCCGAUUACUCCACCUCUCCUGUUUCCGCUGCUUCCGAGGGCGUUCAGAUUACAUAUGGUUCUGUCAUCAAGAUAAUGCAUGAAAGGACAAAAUUCCGCUUGCAUUCGCACGAUGUGCCUUACGGUUCUGGCAGUGGGCAGCAGUCUGUUACUGGGUUCCCAAAUGUUGAUGACUCCAAUAGCUACUGGAUUGUUAGGCCUGUGCCAGACUCUGGUAAGCAAGGGGACGCGAUCAAAAGUGGAGCAAUUUUUAGAUUGCAACAUAUGAGGACAAGGAAAUGGCUUCAUAGCCACCUGCAUGCAUCCCCUAUUUCGGGCAAUCUCGAGGUGAGUUGCUUCGGAGGAGAUGGGGAAUCUGACACCGGGGACUAUUGGAGACUCGAAAUAGAAGGAAGUGGGAAAACUUGGAGGCAAGAUCAAAGGAUCAGGCUCCAUCAUGUGGAUACUGGUGGUUAUCUACAUAGUCACGGCAAGAAAUAUGCACGAAUAGCUGGUGGUCAACAAGAGGUUUGUGGUGUGCGAGAAAAGCGCCCUGAUAAUGUGUGGUUGGCAGCCGAGGGUGUCUACCUCCCAAUUGCAGAGAGCAAGUAAUAGUCACAUGUAAUUCGUGAAACCUUGAGCACUCUACAUGUAGGUUUUUCAGUUAUGAGGGAUUUUGCCGGUGCGUCUUAGAUGUAUUGUAUCCCCUUUUUAUGUGAGAACAAUCUAAGUAUUCUCGAGCAUUACGGAUUUCUGUAGUUCAUAUUUAGUGACCUGAGAACCAUCUUUCCUCAAGCAAGUGGUUUAUUACUGUUCUUGCUACAGUGGUUUGUAAUGGUUUUAGAUCAAUGUAUCGUACAUUUAUCUGAUGUCAUAAUCAAGUCCCAGUUCUUGUUCUAAA
This is a messenger RNA of Rhododendron vialii, 1250 nucleotides long. RefSeq names its product stromal cell-derived factor 2-like protein. The record is from RefSeq and is a predicted model, not a curated record. NCBI's taxonomy places the organism in Eukaryota, Viridiplantae, Streptophyta, Magnoliopsida, Ericales, Ericaceae. The transcript is spliced from 7 exons. Bases 320 to 961 code for a protein of 213 amino acids.